Messenger RNA from Nylanderia fulva, 5752 nucleotides. RefSeq names its product lachesin. The record is from RefSeq and is a predicted model, not a curated record. Lineage: Eukaryota; Metazoa; Arthropoda; Insecta; Hymenoptera; Formicidae. Gene Ontology annotation, cellular component: neuron projection.
GCCAGUCGACGCCGGGCGUCCCAAGCGCGCGCUUGUUCGGGAGCGCUCGCCGUUUCGUACUCCGAUACGUGAAGCUUUUCCAAGUCGCGGUUGUAUGUCAGGUGUGUUUCAUCCCUAAACGUGGACAGCAUAUCCUACAGAAUCGAAGGGAGUUUCUUGCGAGCUUUUCGAAAGUGAGAGCACUUUUCGCGACGUUUUACUAGUUUUUUUUUUUUUUAUCGGGGACACGUUGACGUUUAGGAUGCACUGGACGGACAUAAUUUUUUACAAAAUCCUGACAUAAGCUCCACGUGAAUGAGAGAUCGCGUAGGUGAGGGCAGCGAGUAGUGCUGCAAAAAACACUCGUUCCCGAGGGAGUCGGAGCGAAGGAGAAGAGUGUCUUUGAGAUAGUUGCGAGUGGGUCGAGAGAGACUUUAUUGGGGUGAACCGAUAGAUAUGCGAAUGCGGAUCUUACAUUCGUGACAUAGGAUUUGUUUAUCGGAUAUCGGUGAUGCAGCUACAUGCUGGAAGGAGGAAAGGGAUGACCGUUAAUUUUCUAUCGAGGAUGGUGGCGGUCUUUGUUUUCGCUUGUCUUCUACUGCAGAAUGGCAGGUCAACAUUCGCAGCCUACACCACUGUUACCACCAUCCCUGAUCCUGAAUUCGUCGAUGAAAUAGGAAAUAUUACGGUACCGGCAGGACGAAAUGUUAAACUGGCUUGCAGUGUGAAAGAUCUCGGAUCGUUUAAGGUGGCCUGGAUGCUUUUCGACAAGAGCGCUAUCCUGACGGUACAGAAUCACGUUAUUACCAGGAACCCCAGAAUAUCCGUGUCGCACGAUAAGCACAGGACCUGGUUCCUACAUAUCAACGACGUGCACGAGGAGGAAGGAAAGUACAUGUGCCAGAUUAACACCGCCGCCGCCAAAACGCAAUAUGGCUAUCUACACGUUGUAGUGCCACCGAACAUCGACGAUUCGCAAAGUUCGUCGGACGCGAUCGUUCGCGAAGGUGCCAAUGUGACCCUCACCUGCAAAGCGACCGGAAGUCCGACGCCCAGUAUCCGCUGGAAACGGGACGACGGUUCCAAGAUAUCGAUCAACAAAACUUUAUCCGUGGCCGAGUGGGAAGGCGAAACGCUGGAAAUGGCGAGGAUUUCGCGACUGGACAUGGGCGCGUAUUUGUGCAUCGCCAGCAACGGCAUACCGCCUACGGUCAGCAAGCAGAUCAAAGUGUCGGUCGACUUCCCCCCUAUGCUAUGGAUACCGCAUCAAUUGGUCGGGGCGCCCUUGGGCUACUCCGUUAUGUUGGAAUGCUAUACAGAGGCUCAUCCGACUUCUUUGAAUUACUGGGCGAGAGAGGACGGUCUAAUGAUUCACGAGAGCACUAAAUACAAGGCUACGUCGACGCCCGACAAGCCUCCCUACAAGACGCACAUGACUCUCACGAUAUCCAACAUACAGAAAGAGGACUACGGUAGCUACAAGUGCAUCGCCAAGAACCCACGUGGAGAAACCGACGGAACGAUUCGUCUGUACAUGUCCGCACCGCCUAGCACCAGUCCUAGUCCGUCUACCACGGAGAUCGCCAAGAAAGAUUGGGAUUUCAUAGCGGAGAUGAAUAACUCUGUUUACGGAAAUCCGAGUUCGCUGACGAUUCAUAAUGAGAAGAAUAUCAAGACAGGUACCAAGUUCCAGUCGAACCUUAACGAAAUCGGAAGAUCGGAGCAAAAGUCGACCGAGCUGGAUAGGAAAAGAAAUUACAACUGGCCUCCUGAUAAGGAUUCAGCAAUGGGCAUGACGACGACCGUGACGCUACUACUAAUUACUCUGGCCGUAACGAUAAUUCGAUAAACAAAACCCAAGUUCUCGUCGUUUAUACGCGAUUGGUGUUGAUUAUCUCCCUAAUUAAAGGACUUGGUUAAAAAAAAAAUUAGAAUUUAAACGAUACAUGAAGGACCGACACCCAACAUACACACACACACACACACACACGUAAUUACACACGAGUGACACAAAGACUGACCGAGGUAGUUAACGUCCGUAUUAAAUGACGGAGAAUAAAUUACGCGCGUGCCAAGUUAGUGUAGCGACAAAGUUCAAGAGUGGCCAAGAAUUGAAGGAGCACGAAUCCCAACACCGAUCCCCCUCAUUAUAAGAUUGCCUGUGUGCGUAUGUGUAUGUGUGUGUGUUUCUUUUAUGUAUGUAUGUGUGUAAAUGGACUCAGACGAUAUACGAUGGCGAUUGGCGGAGAACAACGAGAACGAAGAAGGGAUGAUAUUAAAAAAGUGCAACGACUAUCGCUUUCAGUGUGUAAUAUAUUGUAAUAACGCCGUAAUCGAUGACACCACAAAAACACAACCAAAUACCAGGUCUGAUCCCGUCUCUGCGAGUGCGAUUUGGUAAACGCGUGAGAAAAUGAAUCGUUAUAUAUUUUUUAACUGCAUCGUGGGAGAAUUUUAGUCGCGCGGUAAAAAAAAAGGAAAAAAGAAAUCUCAAUAUUUCGGAAUAUCAAAACGAAACCACUCGAGCUUAAAUAUCGGAUUAAAGUUUACUGACUGAGAACGAGAGAGCCCCACAUUCCCGCCGACCGGGGAUUUUCGACUAUUUUUAAAUUUAUACUCCUUCGAAAAAAAAAAAAAAACAUAUAUAUAUAUAUAUAAUAUAGUUUCUUCUCUUAAUAAAAAUUGUCAAACUUAUCGACAACGUAUAGAAGAUGUUCCAAGAUCAUUCGUCGUAAUGACGCGCGUAUUUGAGAGUAGAACAAUCGCGCUUCGAGUUUAUUUUCUAUCAAGUUCUGUCCGAACUCUCUCGGUUUCGUCCGCGAUGUAUUCCUUAAGCAUCGGCAACUUGUUGUCUUUUUUUUUUUCGGAUACUAAAACGUGAGAGAAAUAUGGCAUUGCGCGAGCGCGUAUUAUCUCCGGCAUCGAUUCUCUCCGCUUCUUCUCUCCGCGGACACACCCUUUCUGUUCUGCCAAGAGUUACAUUCCGAAUUCUCUCCGACUCCUCGUCGUUCGAGCCCCCUCGCAUCCUUACGUAGGAAAUCAUGGAUCCCAUCUGGAUACUUGAGAUUAAAACGUCAGAUUCGAUGCGGAGGAGUUGCUCUCGCUUAAGGAGGCGGUCGAAGGAAGCUCGAGGGGUCGAGACGGAGAGGAGAAAAAAGAAAAUGGAAAAUUUGCGGCGGAGGAAGUGGAACGGAAUGGAGAUACGCUGUAACGAGGGAAUCGAGUCAUUGCUUUCAUGCCAUUUUUUUUUUUUUUUUUUUUUUUUUUUCGAGUGAAUUCGAUGAUUAUGCAAACGAGUCUCUUUUUCGUUUUGAAACAAAUGAUUAUACGUACUGAAAAAAAAUUUAUCGAAUUCGAAUAAGUAUUUAUUUCAAUACUGCCAAAUAAAUCAUUUAUUUGAAACUAAUCAUAUUGAUUCGAAUAAAUGAUUGAUUAGACAGUGUUUUGAAAUAAAUAUUUAUUAAUUUAAUAAUUUUGUUCGGUGUAUAGAUCUUUCUUCUGUCAAAACUCGUACUUGAUAAAAGAGAUUCGUGUUGAAACCUUUUCUAAUUAAUUUAUGGACAGAAUUAACGAACGGAUGAAAAAAAUCUCUAUUUCUCGUUAUCAAAAUUCAAAUAUGACACAGAUGUAGAUUGAUUUUGUUUGUUAAUUGAAGGUUAUAUGAAAUAGGUUUCGACACAUUUUAUGGUACGUGGCGCGCUAUCGAAGAAAAAAUAAUAGACAUGCAAAGAGGCCAGUUUUAUUAUUACGAUUUGCAUUUCUCGUUUCUGACGUCAUAAUCCCAGUUAAGUGCAGCGAAUGAUCUCGGGCACGAAAGCAUUGAAAGCUUAUCUUUUAUUACCUGUCUUUUAUUGUAUUUGCUAUUUUUACGCUUACGCAAAGAAAUGCUCUUCUAAGAAUCGAUCUGUCCUUCUAAAACGUACGUAAUGAAAAAAAGCAAAAAGGGUAUAAUGCGCAUUUCAUAUAUUCGCGCACGUUCACGCGGGAGCAUUUUCUAGUUAGGAAAUCUGUCUGCGAGAUUGGAGGAGAAAAAUCUCGGGGAGGAGAUAAAGAUAAAUUAGAAAGUUGCUCCGGAAAGCGCGAUCGAAUCCCGUUUCAUCGCGCCGUUUACGUCGCGCGAUCAAUUUGUUUACGCGUUAAUUGAUCAAAUUGGGAUUUGUUCCGUAGACGGUCUCGCGCGCGAGAGCGGCUGCCACGUCGGUUUUAAGCGGGCUUCGAACUACUUAGGAAUAUCCAUUAUUCAGCGUACAUCUUGUUUAAAGCAACAGGUUCGAGAGAGUCCCUGCACUCUGCUCGCGCAAAGGAGUUAAUGCCCGCUACGGAUUAAAGAAGGGAAACGGGGCUCGACUUAGGGAUUACGUAGGACUUACCCUGAUGAGGUCUGUAAUCGUGUCAUUCGCGAGACUACCUCUCGGUCUUGUAACCUUUUAAGAGUCAUAAGCAUGGGGAGAUCGCGCUCGCAGUUUUCGCGUUUCGCGGUGCAAUUUCUGCGAAUCUUAUCGCGAAUGACUCCGAGUCCUCGAAUCUGCUCAAACGCAAACUGACGAUUGUCUCCCCGGACUAUUUCGAAACGAAAUGUUUGCGCGCGUUUACGCGCCAACGAUUAACCGGCGUUAAAAGGUAUUCUUCGUAUGUGCAUUAUAUAAACGGUUUGAAUCAGGUGACGAGAAAAUUAUAUGGAGAUCUAGGGAAGAGUUUUAGAAGAAACAAAAAUGAUGGCAGAAAUGUUUCAUAGCCUAGAUUGUGCAUAACAUUAAUAUUUAAAUGCAUUUUUUAUAUUUAGAUAUGUGUGUAAAAAUGUUACUUGUUAUCUUCUUUCAGGUAGAUUCGUUUAGUUCAACCUCUUCAUGAUUUUUACGUCAUUUGGCGAGGAAAAUAUAUACGCAAGUACUUUGCAAUCCUUUUGUAAAAGAUAUAAUUGUACUCGAUUUAGUGGCGCAGCGUGAUGUCAUUUAUUUCGAUGGAUUUUGAUAGGCACGGCCGAUUAGAGAUGAUUUUUUUUUUUUUAAUUCUGUUUUAAUAAGUUAAUCAUAGAGCUGCAAUACACAGGCACAUAUACAUACAUAUUCGCGGGUCACUAAACGCUAUACGUUUUUUAAUCCCGCGCGAGACAUAUAAAGAGACAGAGUUUAAUAUUUCGCAAAUAGUUUCGUCUCUCUAAAAAAAACAUCAAAUUCAUGAUUAAGCAGCAAAAUAAAAAUAAGUCGGUCGUGCCUAAAAAAAAAAAGACUCGACAGACAUCGAAUCUAUCGAGAAUCGAUCUCUGCUCGCUCUUAACCCACAUAGAGCUCGCAUAGCACAUAUAUAUAUGUAUGUACGUGUGUAUGUAUACGCGUGUAUGCGAUUGUAAUGUGCACGUUGUAAAGCAACAGUGAUUUCUUGCGUGCGUAACAUGCGUAAUGCCAUUUUCCGUUAGCAAGUUCCGUCGUACAGAAGACGCGAGGUAGUUCCUUUCCGAUUCCGAAUCUUGAUUGAACCUUGAAAAUCUUCCGCGCUAUCGGAAAAUUCGCGAAAUUCGCAAAAUCACCGGCACUCAUCAUCGAACUAAAAAAGGAUGGGAGAAUUUUAAUGAUAAAAUAAUUUUCAAAAAUAUUUUCAAAACAUAUAUUAAUUAUAAAAUAAUUUUCGAAAAUACCUGAAAACAAAUGUCUACAGACUUAUCGUUAAAUUCGCGAUCAGCUGACGGAAAAUGGCGCGACGCGAAAUAUUCGAAUUAUCGGUCUAAGGGUGCUCGAAAAAAAAAAAAAAAAAAAAAAAAAAAAAAAAAAAAAAA